Messenger RNA from Vanrija pseudolonga, 879 nucleotides. RefSeq lists its product as uncharacterized. Lineage: Eukaryota; Fungi; Basidiomycota; Tremellomycetes; Trichosporonales; Trichosporonaceae. The coding region runs from base 1 to 879 and encodes 292 amino acids. The record is from RefSeq and is a predicted model, not a curated record. The transcript has 3 exons.
AUGUUCGACAGACUUAAAGGCAAAGGCAAGGGCGGCCCGUCCGACGCGCCACCAGGGUACGAGCAGGCGGUCGGCAACCCGCGCUUCGAGAAGGGCGACCUGGUGCUCGUGUCCUCCGACCGGAUCAAGUUCAACGUUCCGUCCGAGAAGCUGUACGCUGCAAGCUCCAACUUUCGCGAGCUCGCAAGCUCCGAUAAGCAGUCGAACGAGUACGGCGGCCGGACGAUAACGUUCACGGACGCGGCGACAGAAAACGCGCACAUCAUCCGCCUGUUCCUGACCCUCAUCUCCGACGGCACAGUGGACACGAGCGAGCUCGCGCAGGCGCAGAAGCUCGACACGUCGCUCUGUUAUCCGAACGUGGACGACGUGAUACUCGCGAGCGUGCCGCUCGCACAGUUCCUCAUCAACUACCGCGCGACGGCCGCGCUCUCGUCGCUCAAGAGCUGGGCGGCGCGCCUGAUGAUCUCGAACGGCGGCGAGGAGUCGACCGGCGGCGUGCUCCUCGGCGCGGUCGCGGACGACCCCGAGCUGGUCGCGGUGGCCCUCGACGUGCGCCAGCAGGACGGCACCCGCUGGCGGUGGGACUACCCCCUCGACGAGGCGCAGGACCGCUCGCUGCUAGCCGGCCCGUCGCAGCCCGUCUGCGGGCGUGCGCUCGUCGACCCCGCCAGUUGGUCGUGGCGGGUAAACCAACUCAUGCCCGCCGACUACGCGUGGGCCGUGUCCCGCGCGUGGUGUAACGUCGGCGACAGCCCCCAGCUUGCCGACCGCUUCCGGAUCGCGUUCCGCGCCGCGCGGGCAGCGAGCGGCAAGCCACCCCCCAGCACGCAGUAUGCUGCGCCGGCUGGGCCACCCCCGGGCAAGGGGAAGAACUAG